UAUUUUUUUUUUUGACAGAUGUUAAUAAAAAUUAUUUCAACCAGAGGGCACGAGGGUUUGUUUCCGGUUUUCUCAAACUUCCGAUCAGCUAGCUAGCAAGAGGUUAUAAAGAGGCAAUCAUGACACAAUUAACGUGGGAGGAAAAAUAUAAGCUAAUAACACGAAAUUUAGCCGAAUGGUUGGGCGAUGAAAAAUUGAAAACAAUAUUAAAACAACGUGAUAUGAAAAUUUAUUGGGGUACAGCAACAACGGGAAAACCACAUAUUGGCUAUUUUACGCCAAUGUCAAAAAUUGCCGAUUUUUUGCGUGCUGGAGUUGAAGUGACAAUUUUAUUUGCCGAUCUUCAUGCAUAUCUUGAUAAUAUGAAAGCGCCUUGGGAAUUAUUGGAACUUCGUACGCAAUAUUAUGAGGCUGUUAUUAAAUCAAUGUUGAAAUCAAUUGAUGUUCCUUUGGAUAAAUUGAAAUUCAUUAAGGGCACCGAAUAUCAAUUAACAAAAGAAUAUUCAUUGGACGUUUAUCGAUUAAGUUCAAUUGUAACUGAACAUGAUGCAAAAAAAGCAGGCGCCGAAGUUGUUAAACAAAUUGCAAAUCCACUUUUAUCGGGUUUAUUGUAUCCAGGACUUCAAGCAUUGGAUGAGGAAUAUUUAAAAGUUGAUGCACAAUUUGGCGGUGUUGAUCAGAGGAAAAUUUUUACAUUUUCUGAAAAAUAUUUACCAUCAUUGGGCUAUGAAAAGAGAAUUCAUUUAAUGAAUCCAAUGAUUCCUGGAUUAGCUGGUGCAAAAAUGUCAUCAUCUGAGAAUGAUUCGAAAAUUGAUCUUCUUGAUAAUGCGGCAUCGGUGAAAAAGAAGUUGAAAAAAGCAUUUUGUGAACCAGGAAAUAUAACCGACAAUGGACUUUUGUCUUUUUCGAAACACGUUUUGUUUCCUUUAUUUAAAAAUGGAGAAUCUUUUCAAAUUUCAAGAACCGAGGAAUUUGGCGGUGAUGUGAAUUUUUCAACAUACGAAGAACUUGAGGCAGCAUUUAAAAAAGAGGCAAUACAUCCUGGUGAUUUGAAAGGUGCGGUGGAAAUUUACAUAAAUAAACUUUUGGAUCCAAUUAGAAAAGAAUUUGCCGACGAUCCAAAACUUAAGGCAUUGAGUAAUAAAGCCUAUGCCGCUCCUCAAAAACCAAAACAAAUUGACGAAAUUGUUCCCUCAAGAUUGGACAUAAGAGUGGGAAAAAUAGUCGAAAUCACAAGACAUCCAGACGCAGAUUCUUUAUAUGUGGAAAAAAUUGAUGUUGGCGAUGCAACUGGUCCAAGAACAAUAGUCAGUGGUCUCGUUAAUUUUGUGCCAAUUGAAGAAAUGAAAGAUCGAAUGGUUGUUGUUCUCGCCAAUUUAAAACCCGCAAAUUUACGCGGUAUCUCAUCACACGGAAUGGUUCUCUGCGCUUCUGUUGAUGAACCAAUACGAGCAGUUGAACCAUUAAGACCCGCAGUGGGAAGUGUUGCAGGCGAAAAAAUAAUAAUCGAAGGCUACGAAAAUGGAAAUCCCGACGAUGUUUUAAAUCCAAAGAAAAAAGUAUGGGAAAAAUUACAAGCCGAUUUAAUUGUUAAUGGUAAUGGCGAGGCAAAUUGGAGUGGAAAUCCCCUUCUAUCAACAUCGGGAAAAAUCACAGCCGAUAGUUUAAAAAAUGUUCCAAUCAAGUAAAAAAAAAAAUUACUUUUUUCACAUUUUUAAACUUCCAGCAUUUAAUUUUUUUUUAAAUGUUAGUAACAUAUUUUUUUUUUUUUUUAAUCUGAUUUAAAAAAAUAAACUCCCUUUUUACUAGGAAAAAAAAAAAAUAAAAUCAUUGUUUAAUUUCCAAUUACUAAAAAUAUAUUUAUUUAUUUUUUUUUGUAAUAUAUUUUAUUUACUUAAAUAGAAUAUUACAUCAAUUUUUUUUUUUUUU
Molecule: messenger RNA, 1929 nt
Organism: Leptopilina boulardi
Lineage: Eukaryota; Metazoa; Arthropoda; Insecta; Hymenoptera; Figitidae
Gene: TyrRS
Product: tyrosine--tRNA ligase, cytoplasmic
Exons: 7
Coding region: 120-1688 (522 amino acids)
Biological process (GO): tyrosyl-tRNA aminoacylation
Molecular function (GO): ATP binding; tRNA binding; tyrosine-tRNA ligase activity
Source: RefSeq, a predicted model, not a curated record